Messenger RNA from Anopheles maculipalpis, 754 nucleotides. It is a transcript of the gene Ski6, whose product is annotated as exosome complex component RRP41. Gene Ontology annotation, biological process: nuclear mRNA surveillance; rRNA catabolic process; U4 snRNA 3'-end processing. The coding region runs from base 11 to 751 and encodes 246 amino acids. The record is from RefSeq and is a predicted model, not a curated record. The transcript has a single exon. Gene Ontology annotation, cellular component: cytoplasmic exosome (RNase complex); nuclear exosome (RNase complex); nucleolus. NCBI's taxonomy places the organism in Eukaryota, Metazoa, Arthropoda, Insecta, Diptera, Culicidae.
UGGAACCACCAUGGAACUGCUCUCCGAUCAGGGCCUUCGAUUGGAUGGACGCCGAGCGAACGAACUGCGCCAAAUAAAGUGCAAAAUGGGAGUGUUUAGCCAACCGGACGGUAGUGCAUACGUCGAGCAGGGCAACACGAAGGUCCUGGCUGCGGUGUACGGUCCCCAUCAGGCUGCCUCGAAGAAGGCUAACUUUGAGGAGGUUAUCGUGAAUUGCCAGUACAGUAUGGCAACGUUUUCUACCGGCGAACGGAAGAAAAGGCCCCGAGGCGAUAGGAAAUCACAGGAAAUGACGAUCCACCUGAAGCAAGCGCUGAGUGCAUCGAUCAAAAUGGAGCUUUACCCACGGUCACAGAUCGAUGUGUAUAUUGAGGUGCUGCAGGCAGACGGUGGGAACUAUUGUGCAUCGGUGAAUGCGGCCACACUGGCGUUGGUUGAUGCGGGCAUAUGUUUGAAGGAGUACGUGUGUGCUUGUACGGCAUCGCUCGCCAAUGGCAAUGUGCCGCUGAUGGAUGUGUCCCAUCUGGAGGAAACGAGUGGUGGACCUACGCUAACGGUUGCAUCGUUGCCGAGCAGUGGAAAAAUUGCUUUCAUGGAAAUGUCCCAACGGUUUCAUCUAGAUCAUCUGCCGAAGGUGCUUGAGACGGCGCUGAAAGGAUGCCGGGAGGUACAGAACGUUAUCGAUCGGACGGUUCGGGAGCAUGUUACGUACCUGGGCCGGGCAGGCGGAUGGGGCCAUGUUAGUAAAUAAACC